Mya arenaria is the source of this 2022-nucleotide messenger RNA. RefSeq lists its product as uncharacterized. Bases 472 to 1344 code for a protein of 290 amino acids. Lineage: Eukaryota; Metazoa; Mollusca; Bivalvia; Myida; Myidae. The record is from RefSeq and is a predicted model, not a curated record. The transcript is spliced from 8 exons.
GCAAAAUGCGAGCGAUAUUUGGAAAUUGCGAGUGACUUUUAUUCAAGCUCGCAAAAUUCUGCGAGUGGCUUUUUCUAGACCACAAAAUGUUAAAAGGAAAGUAGAAUAAACAUGAACUUAAUUCCGCUAUGUAGUCGAGUGUGAACAGCCUAUAAGUGGCAUGUUUACACUACCGGUAUAAAGAAGACAGUACGGAGUCACGCUCUAGUAGGUUUUCAAAAAUAGAACAAAUACGGAAAAGGCCGAGUUUUAUCUCGAAUCUUUCCGGGAUGCUCCGAGGCGUGCAUAAUACAAAGUAAAUACGAAUGACGUAAUCACCUAGCUCAAUCAUUGGCUAAAUUUAGCGCUUUUGCGCACUAUAUGUAAACCCCAUCAUCCUUUGAAUACAUUUCCGCCCAACUGUCAAAUUGAAUAGACUUCGUUGAUCGAUAUAGUUCAUGGUCCAAAUAACAGUGCUCUGAUAAGCUGUGAAUGAGGUUUAACAAAACCAAGGCUGCAUUUUAUAGUGAAUACAUGACGAUCAUCUAUGCUGCAAAUUUGCCUGCUUUUCAAAAUUCAGAAGUAAUUGCAGAAGGAAGUUGCUUUAUGGACGCAGCUUUACCCGACCAUGAGGCAACUACUACCCGAAACGUAUCAAGGCAGAAACGCCCAAAGCUGUCAUCAGAGUGUAAGCAAAAUCUAAGUCACAAGGACCUGUCUGUUGACGCAUUUAACGCUUCCAUGCAUGCAAGUUCACAAUCAGAUCUGUCGCUGGACCAAGACUAUGGUCACCACAGUGCGACAAGCAGCUGCCAGGCCUUCGAAGGCAGUGUAAGGUGCGCCAGUGUUGAGGAGUUGGCCAUGGAUCAAGGAUCUCUUCUUGGAAUGGGUUCUCAGGUGGACCAGGAGAGCACAGACAAUGACAGUGGCUGUCUGCACGGGGAAAAUGAGCUGGAAGACCUGCUGUAUCACUUCAGGCAGUUUUUUCGGCACCAGAUUGAUCAGGAGAUGAGCAUGAUGCAUGAGAGAAUGUACAUGAUGCUUGAAAAUCAACAGACACAUGUGCGCCGCAUUGUAAAUACAGCCAUCAGUGGUACAUGGAACAACAGUCCACAGCUUCCUGCCAGUGAGCCUGCAAACCAGAACUUUGCAGAGAUAUUUCAAGAUGAUGAUCACAGUACAAAGGAUGAGACAGACCAACAACAAAAUUGUUUGACUGUUACCACAAGAUACCCACAGAUACCAGUAACCACCGCAAGCUGCACAAACCAUGCACAACCAAGUCAAGAGCAAGAUCUUCUAGGACUGUUGUCUGCCUCCUGUUCAGUGAGCUCAUUGCUGGCAAAGCCUCAGUUUCGGUCCUAGCCUAAAGCCAACCACAGUUCAAUAUGUUGUCUGAGCACACAGAAACAUUUCCUGCAAAUACUUGCUGCCCUUGCUUUGAUGGCUUUUGAAGUUAUGCACAUGUUAAUUUAUUGAUAGAAGAUGAAUAUGACUGGUGUUGAUAUUCUUCCAACCAUGAAGCAAAAUAUGUAGUUGUUUUAAUGUCAACGAAUGUAUGCCCCCACAAGGGUUGCAUAUAGUCACAAUGUCUGUUUGUCAAAUCAUGUCUCUCAGAUAUUACUUAAUUAGCAAUAAGAUCUCAGACUUCACAAAAUUGAUGGGCCAACAAAGCUUACUUAACUUACUGAUGUCAUUAGAUAAUGCAACCACGUGCUAUUAUUUAUUUACAAAAUAUAAUCCCAGUAUUUGUCAACUUAUUAUUCAAGUGACAACCGGUGACUGGUUUACUGUCAAGUAUAAUGGUAGGGUAUGUUGUGACUUUUAUUUGACAAUUAUUAUGGAGAUUUUUAUCUCAUUUAUUAAAGAUUAAAUCCAAAUGGCUAAUCUAUAUAAAAGGCUUAUCGACGCAUUUGCUAUGUUUCUGUGACAGCUCUUUAUUUUGCCAUUUUCCAGCUUUUCAGCUAACCACUUGGUCUUGUUUACUAUAUAUCUAUAUAGUUUUACUUUAACUGAUAUUAGCCUAUUUUAAUGUAUGUUUAG